Messenger RNA from Prunus avium (sweet cherry), 669 nucleotides. RefSeq names its product transcription factor. Lineage: Eukaryota; Viridiplantae; Streptophyta; Magnoliopsida; Rosales; Rosaceae. Gene Ontology annotation, cellular component: EKC/KEOPS complex. The record is from RefSeq and is a predicted model, not a curated record.
CAUUUUACUUCCAAACCUCCAAACGCAGCGUUUUGUUCAUCUUGAACCCGAUAAACCCCCGACAUUUUGCUCAUCCUUUCCAACUUCUCAGCUCCACAGGACUAUGGCUGCUGUAGCUUCUGACAAGGCAGAUGGCCAAACCCAGCGGGAAUUUAACUGUGACUUGGAGGUAGAUUAUGAGUCUGAGGAAAGCGCUUCUAUUGUCUAUGCAGCAUUAGCUGUUGAUAAGGAGUUGCAACCAGAUAAGGUGAAGAGGCAGAUGUCAGUUUCUAAUGGAAAGCUUUCAGUGCACUUUGAGGCUGUUGAGGCAAGAUUUCUUCGAGCAUCAUAUAGUGCAUUUGUGGAUGUAUUGACACUUGCCACAAAAACAAUUGAAGAAUUCGGAAAAGGAAUGGAAUUGUGACCAUGAAAUGAGCUGUAAUGUAGCACAAUGAGUCAAAAGUUGGUGUUUGUGGAACUUUUCAAAGCAUGAAUUGUAGUUUGAUUUUUUAGCUUCGGACCUAUAAGAUAUCUGGAAAGAAGGUUGUCGUUCUACAGUAUACUACUUGUGAUUCAGUGUUGUCCUUUAAGACCACUUUCAUCCAUUUGCCAUGGCAAAAGGUAAGGGGAGGUAAGGGCAAUUACUGUUUAUGUGAAUAGUGACUGCCUUAGUAAUUUUUUUGAUGCAUU